This is a messenger RNA of Linum tenue, 387 nucleotides long. The record is from the annotation of a GenBank genome assembly. NCBI's taxonomy places the organism in Eukaryota, Viridiplantae, Streptophyta, Magnoliopsida, Malpighiales, Linaceae.
AUGAGCAAUUUAGUCAGAUACCAUCCACUUUACGAGCCGUAUCUCGUCGAUGCAGGCUUGUUUACGGUUCUGCCAUUGGUCCCUUUUACCGGUGAUUCGGGUUUGAUCACUACGCUCGUAGAGCGUUGGCGACCCGAGACAUCGACCUUUCACAUGCCUUUCGGUGAGAUGAUGAUCACUUUAGAGGACAUUGCUACACUGACCGGUCUAGCAAUCGACGGUGAUGCCGUCGUAGUAGACAUACCAGACCAGGACUUGAGGGAUAUGUGUCUUUGGCGGUUAGGACGGGCUCCUACUAAUCUUGGCAGCAGCCCCAUUAGGAUUGCUUGGCUUAGGGAAACUUUCGAUCAGCUACCGCAUUCGGCAUCACCAGAGACUACAGAGUAG